GGGCCCUGAUGCUCAGAAAAAAUUGUUGAAGACUUUUCUGCAGAAUUGGAUAAUUUGUUUGACAUUGCUCAUAGAGAUGCCUUACAAAACAUGCGUAUCAGCGAAGACAAGGAAUUUUUGAUUCUACAAAGGCAAAAAGGUCGCCCUGGUAGCAUGGCUGGUGCUGACAUGGUAUUGUAUCGGCGACAAAACAGAGCAGAUCACCGCAUUGAGAAAGAAAUGUCUAGAAAAAGGAAACAUCAACAAAUGUCGGAAGUGAAUCUCGAACUCAACGACGAUUUUGGUAUGGACUAUGAAGAAGAUAUUGGUGACAGUGAGCCUGAAGUAGCGGAAACCAAUGUGAAAAAAAUACAGAACAAACUGCUUCAACUUGUAUUAACAGGGGAAGAAAACAUUUUAUCACACCGCGAUUGCUUUCAGCACUUGAUAGCGCCAAAGUAAGCGAUGGAAAGGCGAUGCACAUUCUGAUGGCGACUGCAGAAGCAUUGGGCCAUUGCACUAGCGACUUGGUAGUCAAUCGUUCUACUCUCCAUAGACUGAGGGAAGAGCAUCGCAGAAAAGAAACACAGAGGAUUCAAGAGAGUUUUAUUGACAAACUAAGUGAUACACAAGCAAUGGUCGUCCACUGGGAUGGUAAAGUAUUGCCAGAUCUAAUUGAAAAAAUAAAAGUUGAGCUAAUUGCAGUGCUUGUUAGUUAUAAUGACGAAUCCAAAUUUCUAGGCGCUCCAAAACUUAUAUCUGCCACUGGUGAAAAUAUAGCUACAGCCGUUUUUGAUACACUUAGUAAAUGGAAUAUUUUAGAUCGCGUAGAAGGCAUGUCUUUUGACACCACGUCCACUAAUACUGGUCCAAUGAAUGGAGCAUGCGCUCAAUUGCAACGCAUGUUAGGAAGAAAUUUGUUGACGUUACCAUGCCGUCACCAUAUUCUAGAAAUAUACUUACGUAGUGUAUUCGACCUGCAUUUCAAAGUGACUCAAGCACCAGAAGUCUCAAUUUUCGAGAGAUUUGCCAAAGCCUGGCCAAAUAUUAACACUUCAUCAUUUAAGAGUGGGCUCGACUGUGAAGAUAUAAAAUCUCAUAUAAGUGAUGGCAUCUGCAAUGACAUCAAACAAUUUUGUCAUUCACAAUUACAAAAAACUUUUGUUCGUGCUGACUACGAAUUUUUACGUCUAGUACUUACAUUUCUUGGUGACAAAGGUGGUAAAUUUAAAACACCCGGAGUUACAAGUCAUGCACGUUGGAUAACAAAGGGAAUAUAUUCCUUGAAAAUAUUUCUUUUUCGUGAUCAAUUUCACUUGAAUAAAGCUGAAUUAAAAGGCUUAAGUCAGAUUUGCGUUUUUUUAGUGCGUUUAUAUAUAAAAGCUUGGUACAAAUGCUCUAAUGCAAUUACCUCUCCCCUGCAUGAUUUAAACUUUGUAAAAGAAUGUAUUAAUUAUGAAAAAGUGUACCCAAGUAUUUCUUCGGAAUUGCUGAGAAAAAUGCAACAACACAUGUGGUAUUUGUCAGAGGAAAACGUCGCAAUGGCUUUCUUUGAUUUCAAUGUUUCUGUAGAUGUUAAGAAAAAAAUGGUAAAAAAUUUAAAAUCAGAAGAGCCAACUAUUAAACUACAAAACAAUCGCAAAAUAAAAAAAUUAAGUGACUUAGGCAAUUCGGAUUUAAGCGGAUUUGUAUCCAAGAGAACUUUAACAUUUUUUAUGAUGUACAAGUUGUCAACCAACUUUUUGUAUUUGGAUCCAGAGUCUUGGGAAACAAACGAGGAAUUCCAAAAUGGUCGCACAAUAUGCCACAAAUUGCUUGUUACUAAUGAUACAGCGGAAAGAGGUUUAAAAUUUAUAAAGGAUUUCAAUACUUUUCUUACAAAUAAAGAAGAAGAAAAACAGUUCCUCCUUAAAGUUGUUGAAGAACACAAAAAAAAAUAUAAGUCCUAUAAAAAAUCAGAAUUAAUUUAAGUUUUAAUAUUUCUAGAUGUAUUAAAUAAAUUGAUAUGAAUAAAAAUAUUUCUUUUAAAUAGUAGUUUGAAGUUAAUAUAAUGCAAAAAAUUGGAGAAAAAUAAUACACUAAAAGAAAAAUUGAUACUUGAAUACAUAGAACUUGUUUUUUGCUAUAGGAAGGAAAUUUUUAAUUUUAAAACGUUUCCGCGCCGUCUUCCCAUCAUCCGAUUGUCCCCAAAUUUUUUGUUUAACAUUUUUACAUAAAAAGGAAAAAAAAUAACCCAUUCUGUAAGCAUAGAAUACAUUUUGAAUUUUAAGGACAGGUCUAAUAUAUACCCAUAAUUUGUAAGUGUAAGCGUAGAAUACAAAUUAUAUUCUGAGCAUGCAAUGCAUGAAGUGUCGAUCAAAAUUAUAAAUUGGUGUAUCUAAUUUACAAAUUGGUCUAUAUAACCUAAAUUUGGGAUAUUUAUGGCCCGACGUCUUAAUAAGUUUAGCAUACCUAGUACAUAAUCUGCUAAUGCUACAUCAGCCCAAAUAAGAGGAAACACCUUUCUCUAGUUCAAGCCGUUAUAAAAAUAUUCAUUUUUUAACAUAUGUAGGUAACUUUAUUUAAUAAGAUAUGUAUUAAUUAAGCGAUGUUCAAAAUUAAAUUCGAAAUGGUUAUCUGUUGCUUCCGCAUCUUCUUCUUCUUCUUAAUUGACGUAGACACCGCUUACGCGAUUAAGCCGAGUUAACAACCGCGGGUCAGUCGUUUCUUCUUUUCGCUACGUGGCGCCAAUUGGAUAUUCCAAGCGAAGCCAGGUUCUUCUCCACUUGGUCCUUCCAACGGAGUGGAGGUCUUCCUCUUCCUCUGCGGGUACUGCGUCGAAUACUUUCAGAACUGGAGUGUUUUCGUCCAUCCGGACAACAUGACCUAGCCAGCGUAGCCGCUGUCUUUUAAUUCGCUUAACUAUGUUAAUGUCGUCGUAUAUCUCGUACAGCUCAUCGUUCCAUCGAAUACGAUAUUCGCCUUGGUCAAUGCGCAUAGGACCAUAAAUCUUUCGUAGCACCUUUCUCUCGAAAACUCGUAACGUCGACUCAUCGGUUGUUGUUAUCGUCCAAGCCUCUCCACCAUAAAGCAGGACAGGAAUUAUGAGUGACUUAUAGACUUUGGCUUUUGUUCGUCGAAAGUGGACUUUACUUUUCAAUUGCCUACUUAGUCCUAAGUAGCACCUGUUGGCAAGAGUAAUCCUGCGUUGGAUUUCCAGGCUGACAUUGUUGGUGGUGUCAAAGCUGGUUCCUUAAUAGACGAAAUUAUCUACAACUUUAAAGUUAUGACUGUCAACAGUGACGUGAGAGCCAAGCCGCGAGUGCGACGACUGUUUGCUUGAUGACAGGAGAUAUUUCGUCUUGUCCUCGUUCACUGCCAUUUGCGUUGCUUCCUUGUUCAGUCUGGAGAUAGCAGAACUAACGGCGCGGGUGUUGAGACCGAUGAUAUCAAUAUCAUCGGCAUACGCCAGCAGUUGUACACUCUUAUAGAAGAUGGUACCUUCUCUAUUUAGUUCUGCAGCUCGAACUAUUUUCUCUAGAAGCAGGUUGAAAAAGUCGCACGAUAAGGAAUCGCCUUCUCUGAAACCUCGUUUGGUAUCGAACGGCCCGGAGAGGUCCUUUCGAUUCUGACGGAGCUUUUGGUAUUGCUCAACGUCAGCUUACAAAGCCAUAUUAGUUUUGCGGGGAUACCAAAUUCAGACAUCGCGGCAUAAAGGGGCUCCUUUUCGUGCUGUCGAAAGCAGCCUUGAAACCGACGAAGAGGUGGUGUGUGUCGAUUCUCCUUUCACGGGUUUUUUCAAAGAUUUGGCGCAUGGUGAAUAUCUGGUCGGUUGUUGAUUUGCCAGGUCUAAAGCCACACUGAUAAGCUCCAAUCAGUUUGUUAACGGUGGGCUUUAAUCUUUUACACAAUACGCUCGAUAGAACCUUAUAUGCGAUGUUAAGGAGGCUAAUCCAACGGUAGUUGGCGCAGAUUGUGGGGUCUCCUUUUUAUGGAUUGGGCAGAGCACACUUAAAUUCCAAUCGUUGGGCAUUAGGGUGGGUCGAUUCGGGACUUUUUUUGAUUCGGUAUUUCUAAUAGUGCGGAAAAGUUGCCGUAGUACUUCCUGAUUCCAAUGCAACUUUUUGUUUUGAGAUCGGAUUGCAUCUUUAACCCCAACUCCGGCCUUGAAAUUUCGGAAAUUCGCCUAAAAUCGUGAAAUUGUCUACCUAGCACCUGAAAUACGCAUCUCAUGGCAAAAUGUAUAAAACAAAAGUUAUUUGUCACGUCAUUUGCUACCGAAAUAGUAUAUGUGAUCAUGGUCGAGAUACUUACCCGCUAAACUGCGCAAGAUUGUCGAUUCAUCCAUUCAACAAAAUGCUUUCUUUGCUCUUCCAGAAAACAUUCUCCUUAGUAUGAUGACUGACGAACGGAUAGAAGUCAGAAAGUUGGAUCUUGACCGUCUUCUGGCAGCCAGAGAACCAGAGUCUGACACCAUAAAUGGAAGAGUUAGAUGUAAUAAAGUGCCAAAGCUGAAUUUCAAAGCUAAUACUUAUUACGAUAUGAUUAACUGGAAGACUAUUACCUUGACUGUUCCACCAGUUCUUUGUUUAACGAAGAACUCCUAAAAGGGCUGUCGGGAGACAUUGCAGAGGUAUGGAAAUUUUGUGAAUUCCCCUCUCACAACGUGGCAGUCGAGAGAAUCGUCAAACUGGUGACAGAGGCAUCUUCUAAAGUUAUUGGCCCCCAAUCUCGUGAUCUUUUUAUACGCUCUACACUGAAAUCUAGGCAACAAGUGCCAAAGUUUAGUACAAAAUCUGAUUUUAUCAAUAAAUUGCACACAGAUUCAGACUAAAACAAGCCUGACAUAUGGUUGGUUGGUUGGGUUGGGCUUGGGAGGAACCCGAAGAGCAGCUACCUCCACGCGGUGGGUUCUGGGUGACCAAUACAGGUUAGCUGGGAGCUGCAACAAUUUUCACCUUGCGCUGUGGCGCGCCGCCUUUUCGCUCGUAUCUCGGGAACGGUUCGUCCUACGGCCAUGAUCACAUAUACCAUUUCGGUAGCAAAUGACGUGACAAAUAACUUUUGUUUUAUACAUUUUGCCAUGAGAUGCGUAUUUCAGGUGCUAGGUAGACAAUUUCACGAUUUUAGGCGAAUUUCCAAAAUUUCAAGGCCGAGGUUCGGGUUGAAGAUGCAAUCCGAUCUCAAAACAAAAAGUUGCAUCGGAAUCAGGAAGUACUAAGGCAACUUUUCCGCACUAUUAGAAAUACCGAAUCGAAAAAAUUCCGGAAUCGACCCACCCUAUUGGGCAUGCUUUCGUCCGACCAUAUUUUGCAAAGAAGCUGAUGCAUGCUCCUUAUCAGUUCUUCGACGCCGUGUUUGAAUAGCUCGGCCGGCAAUCCGUCGGCCCCUGCCGCUUUGUUGUUCUUCAGGCGGGCAUUUGCUAUUCGAACUUCUUCAUGGUCGGGUAAUGGAACGUCUGCUCCAUCGUCAUCGAUUGGGGAGUCGAGUUCGCCUUCUCCUGGUGUUGUGCGUUCACUGCCAUUCAGCAGGUUGGAGAAGUGUUCUCUCCAUAAUUUAAGUAUGCUCUGGGCAUCGGUGACUAUAUCCCCUUUGGGGGUUCUACAAGAGUAACCUCUUGAAACCUUCUGUAAGCCGCCGCAUUUUUUCGUCGAAUUUUCGAGCAUUACCCCUGUCGGCCAGCUUAUCAAGCUGUUCGUACUCACGCAUUUCUUUCCGCUUUCUUCUUCUGUCUGCAAAUGGGUCUCGCUUCGCUCUUCAACUCUCGGUAUCUAUCUCAUCCCGCAAGUGUUGUGGUCGAUCGUAACGUUGCGAAGUAGGCAACCUGUUUUCUCUCUGCUGCGUCACGGCACUUCUCGUCGUACCAGCAGUUCUUUUGCACUUUCCGAAAACCAAUGGUUUCGGUUGCAGCUGUACGGAAGGAGUUUAAAAUGUCGUCCCACAGUUCCCUUAUACCGAGUUAUUGACGAGUGCUCUCAUAGAGCAGGAGUGCAAGCCGAGUAGAAAAUCGUUCGGCUGUCUGUUGUGAUUGCAGCUUCUCCACGUCGAACAUUCCUAGUGUUUGUUGACGUGCGUUAUUUGCUGCACAGAGGCGGGUGCGAAUCUUCGCUGCAACAAGAUAGUGGUCCGACUGGAGACGUGUUUCCCGUCUAUCACAAUCCGGAGACAGCCAGGUAGGUUGACGAAUAUUCUUGUGCUGGAAUCUAGUACUUCAGAUAACCAUAUUUCGGGCCCCGGUGAAUUCGAUCAGCCUCAACCCAUUUGGUCAUAUUUUCUCGUGUAGGCUGAAUUUACUGACCGUAGUGCCAAAGAUACCUUGUUUGCCCACCCUGGCGUUAAAGUCGCCAAGCACGAUUUUGACAUCGUGGCGGGGGCAUCUCUCAUAAGUGUUCUCCAAGCACUGAUAAAAGGCAUCUUUGGUCACAUCGUCCUUCUCUUCCGUCGGGGCGGGGCGCAAAUCAGCGAUAUGUUGAAGAACCUCGCUUUAAUGCGGAUUGUGGCUAGACGUUCAUUCACCGAAGUGAAUGAUAGUACUCGGCGACGGAGUCUCUCUCCCACCACUAAUCCCACACCAAAAUUGCGCUCCUUUAUAUAGGCACUGUAGUAAAUGACAUAAGGACCUACUCGUAUCUGUCCCUGUCCGGUCCAUCGCAUUUCUUGGACGGCGGUGAUGUCAGCCUUUAUUUUCACGAGGACAUCCACCAGCUGGGCAGCGGCACCUUCCCAAUUAAGGGACCGGACAUUCCAGGUGCAUGCCCUCAAAUCAUGGUCCUUUAUUCGUUUGCCAUGGUCGUCAUCAAAAGGGGUGUCUCUCAUCCCAGGCUUGUUGUUUCUUUUCAUUGGGGGUGUUUAUUUUACGUCGCGGGUCCCAAACCCAGCGCACAACCCUAUGCAGGGGAUGUUUCGCCUUCUGACUUUAGCUCGCCUUCAAACGGAUGUUCUUAGGCUACCCAGAGGAUACUUGGUCAAAGGCCGGAAGUCGUGAGCUGCUUGAGUCAUAUGCAAAAGAAUCAUUUCUGGCCACUCCCAAGUGAAUGGCGAUCAGAGAACUUUCCUCACUUGCGUGAAGUUCUACGCAUGACUCCGUCCUCCAUUAGUCUCAAAUAAUUCGGCUAUAGCCAAUCAUCUGCUACUAUAAAACCAGAUGUGUAAAUUAUGUUUUCCGCGAACGCGGGGUUGGUUUUGAUAACAUCACAAAAGAUGUGAAUCUAGUGAGUUUGGUUAACGCACUAAAAUGAAAUAUCUUUAAGUCACAUUCUUUUAACAAUUGACGCAUGUUCGCGAAUAACGUUGUAAGCGACAAUUUUUUCAAAAACGGGCAAUCUUAUAUUAAUAGAAAAAAACACGUUAUACCAGCAAAAAAUGUCCCAAAGCAGGUAUAGUGGAAAAACGUUUUAAGUACAUAAUUUUUAUUUCAUAUAUAUUUUGAACUAUUUUGUAAUAGAUUUUUGAUUGCCAUUGUAAUUUCCAUUGUGCAAAACUUGAUAAUGAACAAAAGAAGAACCUUUUUGAUAACUUUUAUAGCAAAAAUUAUAACGAGCAAUGUUUAUUUCUAUCCUCACUUCUUGAAUUGAGCGAGCCUAAAAGAAGAAGAGUUGAAGAGGGGAGUUCUAUACGAAAUACAACAGUAUUUUAUUUUUUGGUGCUUUCAAACGGAAAAAGAAAGAGAGUGUGCAAAAAAAUGUUUUGUCACACAUUUCAGGUAAAUAUUUUCUUGUUGUUGUUUUUCGUUGAUUUUUACUUUACUUUUUAUUUUAAAAUAUGAAGAUAACGCAGCGCAGAGUUAAAAUUUUGGUUGAAAAAGUAAAAUAUGGGAAAAACAUUGAUGAUCAGCGAGGAAAAUAUGAAAAUCGUCCCCACAAAAUCAUAGAACAGGAAAAACUGAGCGUUGAUGAACACAUAGUAAGCUUUCCCAGCCAAGAAAGUCACUAUGGUCGUUCAACAUCUCGAAAAAUUGUCUUAACCCCAAUUUAAAUAUUAAAACAAUGUACGAGUUAUACAAAGUUAAAUAUCCGGAUACCCAAAUUUCGUACAGCACAUAUAAGCACAUUUUUCAUACAGAACACAAAUUACGAUUUGGUUUCCCAAGAAGUGAUACUUGCAAGGUUUGUGACAAGUAUUUUAUUGAUAUGAUUGCCGCUGAAAAUACGGAACGAUUUGAAAAUAUUCAAAAAUUGGCGACAGCUCAUCACGAGCAAGCAGAUAAAGCAUAUGCGCAACUUCGAGAUGAUUCCAACGCUGGCAAAAAUUCACAAAAUACCGUAGUCAUGGACUAUGAUUGCUUUGUGCCACAGCCUUCUGAUCAAAUACUUUUCUGAAGUGAAUCAAAAAUUUCUUACUUCAGGGCACACCUUUCUGCCAUGCGACCGGGAUUUUGCACUUAUCGAAAAAAAGAAAAAAACAGCUCAACUUUAUACACAUAUGUCAUAUGAUUCAUUUUGCAAGGCCUUCGAAUCCAUUGCAGAUUCAUCAAAUGGCUCUAUAUGAAUUUAAAAACUUCGAGAUGCUAGUCAAAAAUUUAUAUAGAAAUCCUUUGUGCAAAAUAACUGCUGCAAAGUGGAUACAAAUUUCUAGAUACGAUCCAAACACACUUAAAAUGCGUAAGCAGCAUAAUAUAGCAGAAACAUGGACUUCUUAUAAUUUGCGCUCAAAAAAAAACAUAAAUUAUGCGAAUUAUACUUUGCCAAUGCUCAGGAAUGAUACAAUAAAAGUAAGUGAUGAAAAGAAGUAGGACCUUCUGGCAAUGUCGUCGUAUUUACCAGAAAACUGUUUUAUAAACAGUUGCCAUGAAAGAUAAACCAAUACAUAUAUUGAUACUCUAUACUAUUUACUA
Bactrocera dorsalis (oriental fruit fly) is the source of this 8791-nucleotide messenger RNA. RefSeq lists its product as uncharacterized. The record is from RefSeq and is a predicted model, not a curated record. NCBI's taxonomy places the organism in Eukaryota, Metazoa, Arthropoda, Insecta, Diptera, Tephritidae. Bases 456 to 1949 code for a protein of 497 amino acids. The transcript is spliced from 3 exons.